Messenger RNA from Astyanax mexicanus (Mexican tetra), 2838 nucleotides. It is a transcript of the gene calm3b, whose product is annotated as calmodulin 3b (phosphorylase kinase, delta). The coding region runs from base 382 to 831 and encodes 149 amino acids. The transcript is spliced from 6 exons. Lineage: Eukaryota; Metazoa; Chordata; Actinopteri; Characiformes; Acestrorhamphidae. The record is from RefSeq and is a predicted model, not a curated record. Gene Ontology annotation, molecular function: calcium ion binding.
AAACUUGGAGGCACACCUCUCGAGCAGUGGCUGCGCAGUUAGUGCGGUUUGAUAGGAACAGUAAGAACUAGGAGCCAUAUCUGUUUUUUACACUGAUAGAAGGAGCGGCCCGACCUCGUCCUCUGUCGGAUUUGCUUCGUUAUCGCAGGGCUUUGGCGCAGGGAGACCGUGGAGACGGCUUGGUUGUUAGGGAGUGCGGCGACCCGCUUGUGACCGAAGUACGUGCGCGGAGUGAUAUCAACAUUUGGGCGCACAGCCGCUUAGCUGCGGGAAGAGCGAGCUGAUAAACCAACGGACGACUGAAGGGAAGACAGCGGCGGUCUGCUGAGCUAAUUUAUCUACGUAUAAAUACAGUACUCCCAUUAAAACCAAACAAUAAAGAUGGCUGAUCAACUAACUGAGGAGCAGAUCGCUGAAUUCAAGGAGGCGUUCUCGCUGUUCGAUAAAGAUGGCGAUGGCACCAUCACCACCAAAGAAUUGGGGACAGUUAUGAGGUCUUUGGGCCAGAACCCUACAGAGGCAGAGCUUCAGGACAUGAUUAAUGAGGUUGAUGCUGAUGGUAAUGGGACGAUUGAUUUCCCUGAGUUUCUCACCAUGAUGGCAAGGAAGAUGAAGGACACGGAUAGCGAGGAGGAAAUUAGAGAAGCCUUCAGAGUUUUUGACAAGGAUGGAAAUGGCUACAUAAGUGCUGCGGAGUUGCGUCACGUUAUGACAAACCUUGGUGAAAAGCUGACUGAUGAGGAAGUAGAUGAGAUGAUUCGAGAGGCAGAUAUUGAUGGUGAUGGCCAGGUCAACUAUGAAGAGUUUGUCCAAAUGAUGACUGCAAAAUAAAAUCCAAAGGACUACAGCAGACCAAACAGUGGGCAGCACUCUCACUGUCAGUGUUCAACAAGCAUUCACAACCAUUCUCCUACUGCUUUCCAUUAGUUAGUUCUCUUCUUCCCUUUCCUCUUUCCUUCAUUUGAGCUUUCCUCUGCUUUGCCUGUUUUUUUUUUUAUAAAACCUCAACUUGUCAACUCAUUUUCCAUGUCUUCACUCCCAUUUUAUUAUUAUUGAUUGGUUUUCAAGGGAAAAAUAUUAACAUAUACACUAAGUUAUGAAGCGUACAUAUGGUGAUGACAAUGUAAUACAUGUAUCAAUAUUUUAAAGAUUAUAUAACAUACUAUAUGGCAAAGAGCAAUGCAUGCUUUAUUUCAUUUGGCAUGUUUCUGUGCUUCUCUGCUUGCCUCUUUUUCUAACUUGCUAGCUCUUCCUUUAAUUGCAUGUUUCUCAUGCAACCUCUGCUCAGUGGUCUUAGAACUGUAUGGUGAACAACCAUUCAUGGAUAUCAGGGGCUUUUAACGACAAAAAAUGGUCCAAAAAUGUCCACGUACUGUUAGUCUAAUAGCUGCGGUUUAUUGUGGGUGUGUAGUAACUGCCCAGAACAGACGCUGAAGUUAAGUAGAAGAUGGUUUGGCUGUGGGUAGUUGAGGAAUUAAUAAGGGACCAAAGUUUGCUAGGAACUGUACUAAUUUAAAAUGUCCCGUUCUUUAAAAAGGAGGGAGGCGGAUGUUAACUACAGGGUUUUAGUUCUGAACACAGGCCUGAAUUUCCAAGUUUCUUUUAAAAGCCCGGUUAGUCCUGUCCCAAGCAAAUGCCAUCCAUCUGUUCUAGACUAUAGAGGUUUAAUGGGUCUUUUCAGAGAGGACUUCCCAGCUGUCCAGCUGUUUUUCUACAGAUCGAAUUUAGUAGUUUGGAGCGCUUGCGGUGUGAAGUUUCGUACUGAAGAUGUAGAAUAAUUUAAUCAUGUCAACAUAUGGUCUUACAUUUUGAUGCUGCACUGUGUCCAACCACGCCAUGUAGCUUAUUCAGUGUGUACCAUUUCUGGAUUUCAGUUCGUGAUUCUUCCUGCAGGGUGUUACCUUUGUAUGUUAUGCUGGGAACAUGGAUCCUGUCUCUGGAAAAAUGCUUGGAAAUGGUGCAGUAUAGGUGGUUUCUCUGAUCCAUGAUGGUGGUGUAUGUAGUUUUUGUUUAAUAGAGUGGGAAGAACUUUCUUACUGGUUCAGGCAAUUCUGAUUUUUGUUUCAGUUUACUACUCAACAAAGGAAACAAAAACCUGGAUUCUUAGUGGGGCCCUGAGGGCCACCUUGUAAACCACUGAUUUGGAGCAUUCCUACUACAUUAGCAGUGUAAUGGAAAUAGUUACCAUGCUCAAAGAUUGACGCAUUAAACCGAAUUUGCAUGUGCACAUAUUUGCACAUGCAGUGUGUAUACAAGUUGCUAGGCUAAAUUUAAACUGUAGUAACAUGCAAUAAACUUGCACAAUCAACCUAUUUUCACCCACAUUGUCAGCAUUUUAUCCUUUGCAGUUUUACAUUUACCCUCUCAUUCCAGUUUUUGACAGUCACCUAUUGUCACUGCACCAGGUUAGAGGCUGUAGCACUUGCUCAAUGUUCUCAGCAAUAACAAAAGUUAGAAAUAAGUUAAUGUUAUCUUGGUUGUAAAUGUCCAGUAUAAGAUGGAGAAGCUUACAAAAGCAGCACCUGCAGGAAGAAUUAUACGCUUGUAAUGUUGCAUCCACUAUACUAACUUUUUUUUCUACUGUUAUGAAUGUAUUUUUUUAUGUCAUUUUAUCUGUCUUAUUCAAAUGGCUGAUUUACCAGAGCAAGUAAGUUUAAGUUUGGACUGAAAAUGAAUUUCACUGAGGAAUCUCUCAUUUAGUCCAGCAUUAGGCUAAACCUCUGGAAAAUCACCCAUCUUUUUUCCCUGCUCAUAACUUCAUUUAGGGAAGGUUAAGUUAUGCGUUCCAUUGCAGAACUGUUAUUCUUGCUAAAUAAACUUCUGGGACUUGUGUUUCUA